Molecule: messenger RNA, 2539 nt
Organism: Indicator indicator
Lineage: Eukaryota; Metazoa; Chordata; Aves; Piciformes; Indicatoridae
Product: autophagy-related protein 9A-like
Exons: 12
Coding region: 16-2184 (722 amino acids)
Biological process (GO): protein localization to phagophore assembly site; autophagy of mitochondrion
Cellular component (GO): phagophore assembly site; autophagosome
Source: RefSeq, a predicted model, not a curated record
AACGGCUUCGCCUGCAUGAUGCUGGCUGACCUCUUUGAGCUGGGGCAGUUUCUCUUUGUGGUCACCUUCACCACCUUCCUGCUCUGCUGUGUGGACUACGAUGUCCUCUUCGCCAACCGUCCGCUCAACCACAGCCAGGCGGGCACCGACCGUGCCAAGGUGACACUACCCGACGCUGUCCUGCCUGCCCCACAGUGUGCCCAGAGGAUCCGUGCCAGCGGCUGGAUCAUCUUCCUGCUGGUGAUGGCAGCAGUCUUCUGGCUGUACCGGCUGGUGAAGGUCCUCUGCAGUGUGCUGGGCUACUGGGAGAUCCGCAGCUUCUACAUCAAGGCCCUCAACAUCCCCUCGGAUGCGCUGUGUAACCAGAGCUGGCAGGAGGUGCAGGCACGGCUGAUGGCCCUGCAGCGCCGGCAGCAGCUGUGCGUGCACAAGAAGGAGUUGACGGAGCUGGACAUCCACCACCGCAUCCUGCGCUUCCAGAACUACACCGUGGCCAUGGUCAACAAGUCCCUGCUGCCCAUCCGCUUCCACCUGCCGCUGCUGGGCACCGUGGUCUUCCUCACACAGGGCCUGCAGUACAACCUGGAGCUGCUGUUGUUCCGUGGCCCCGGUGCCCUCUUCCAGAACGCCUGGAGCCUGCGCCCUCAGUGCAAGCGGGCGGGUGCCCGGCGGGAGCUGGCACAGCGCUUGGCACGGGACAUGGUGCUGCUGGGGGUGGCCAACCUGCUUCUGUGCCCCUGCGUGCUGCUCUGGCAGCUGCUCUACGCCUUCUUCAGCUACGCCGAGGGCAUCAAGCGGGAGCCGGGCAGCCUGGGGGCUCGCCGCUGGUCGCUCUACGGCCGCCACUACCUGCGGCACUUCAACGAACUCAGCCACGAGCUGCGGGCGCGGCUGAGCCGCGGCUAUAAACCGGCCACCAACUACAUGAACUCCUUCAGCAGCCCUCUGCUGGCCGUGCUGGCCAAGAACGUCGGCUUCUUCGCCGGCUCCAUCCUGGCCGUCCUCAUUGCCCUCACCGUCUAUGAUGAGGAUGUGCUGACGGUGCAGCACAUCCUGACUGCCCUCACCCUGCUGGGGCUGGUGGUCACCGUGGCCAGGUCCUUCAUCCCUGACGAGCACACGGUAUGGUGCCCAGAGCAGCUCCUGCAGCGGGUCCUGGCCCAUGUCCACUACAUGCCUGACCACUGGCAGGGCAAUGCCAGCCGGGCAGAGACGCGCAGUGAGAUGGCUCAGCUCUUCCAGUACAAGGCGGUCUUCAUCCUGGAGGAGCUGCUGAGCCCCAUCAUCACCCCCCUCAUCCUCAUCUUCGCGCUGCCCCCCCGCGCCCUCGACAUCAUCGACUUCUUCCGCAACUUCACGGUGGAGGUGGUGGGGGUGGGGGACAUCUGCUCCUUUGCCCAGCUUGAUGUCCGCAGCCACGGCAACCCCCAGUGGCUGUCGGCAGGGCACACAGAGGCCUCAGCAUACCGGCAGGCAGAGGAUGGCAAGACAGAGCUGUCACUGAUGCGCUUCGCCAUCACCCACCCGCGCUGGCAGCCACCACGGCCCAGUGAGCUCUUCCUGAGCCACCUCAAGGAGCAGGUCCAGCGGGACGCUGGCACCGUGCCGCCAGCCCGCCACCUCCUGUCUGAGGGGCCUCUAGCCACCUCGCUGCUCUCCGACGACUCGACUGUCACACCGGAUGGGCUGGUGGCCAGCGUCUUGUCACGGCCCAUCCUCUCUGCCAGCGGACUGGUGACACGGGAGCGACGCUUGUCCCUGCCCUGCAGCACUGCCAGUGCCGCUGCCAGUGUCCUGCUGUCCCUGGCAUCCCCCCUGCCCGGCUGGGUGAGGGGCAAUGCUGGUGACAGCCCCACCGGCCACCCGCUGCAUCCUGAGGAGAGCUGUGCCCACAGCCUGCUCCUGAGCCGCUCAGCACUGCUCUCCGAGGUGGCCUCGGCGGAGAUGAGCCUCCACGCCAUCUACCUGCACGAGCUCCACCAGCAGCAGCAGCAGGGCCCUGGCCCCCAGGCCGUUGGGGUCUGGAUGUCCUCGGGAGCACCCAAACCCCCCUCCAUGACAGCAGGCUCAGCUGCCCGGGCAUCACAGGCUCAGCUCCGAGAGAUGCCCCUGGGCGGCUGGGCAGAGGAGGAGGAAGAAGAGGAGGAGGAGGAAGAAGAGAAGGAAGAACAAAGGACAGGCUAGCAGCUGCAGCUGCCAUGGGGCCCUGGAUGUGCCAAGAGCUCCUGGUCACAGUUCCGGGAGAGCUGCUGGGAGGUGCUGGCCGGCACUAGGCACUGCCAGGGGGACUCGCCAGUGCCCGGGGGUCAUGAUGUGGGGCUGUCCCGCUGGCCGUGCCUUCCUGGGCACCCCACUUGGCAUGAGGCCUUGCUGGUGGCCCCAUCUUGGUGAGGGGCUGGGGGUGCUUCUGGGGGCAGCCACCCCCCACAAGGUGCUGUACUUAUGGGGGACAUGGGACUGCUGCUCUCCCUGUGCCCACCACAGUGCCUGACACUGGGCAUUGGCCACAUCGAGCUACAGCAGUGUGGAAUAAAGGUUU